CCGCAAAGCAUUGUGGGUCCAGUACGCUGUGACGCCAUGACGGAUGUAUGCCAGCGGGAGCAGAAAAUUUAUGUUUCCCGUCCGCGUGGUAGACUCUAUAUGCUUCCCAGGAGGCGUUAAAUUACUCUGACCUAAAAUUUCUUUAUUUUCUUUGAAGACGAUUUAGAACGACAAUGAACCGGUCGUUGUAUUCAUUUUCUGCUACGGCGCCAGCCAACGUCAGUAGGUAAUGUCAAUUGCUAACAUUAGUUAGCAAAUAAGGCUAACGCGACGGCUAAUAUAUAUAUAUUUCAAACGAAAUUCAACUGAAAAACAGCUGCUGAGUCGAUACGGGCUACCUGCGGAUAAAGGUAUGGCCUGGUUUUGACUGGGCGCUGCUGGUGAUGGCAGAGGGCAGCAGUGCUGGCGAAAUGCGCACCUUUGACCCGAGCCAUAGCUCUGAAGCAAAGAAGAGACAUAUUUCUUCUGAUGGCGGAGAAGAGCCAAUGAGGAAGAUGCCUGUGUCACAGUUUGGUUCGCGACCUCGAUUUGAGCCUGUGCACUUUGUUAGUGGCGGCAGCAGCGGGGGAGGAGGAGGACGAAGCGGCCCUGAUGAGAAGGAAAACGAUAAGCAAACCAGGAGGAGUGAUUUGCAUGGGUGGCGAUACAGGGAAUAUGAACACGCUUCCUACAGCAGCGCUGGCAGAGCAUCAAGCACCUUCCUCAGGCCUGCUUUUGAUAGAGUGCCAUCUCACAGCUUUGACUCUUGGGCUUCCCGUAGGGGUCGAGAUUGGGACAGAAAUAAUGUUCCCUCAGGCGGCCUUGCUGGCUUAGGCUACGGAGGUCGUGGCUUGUCAUCAAAUUUCAUGGAAAAAAUGCAACGAAACUAUACAAACAAGUAUGAGGCCCAUACCGCUCGCAACACAGAUUCCUAUUCGCAGCCAUACAGGCACAAUGGAUACGGGGGAGGAAACAGAUCAGUUGGCUGGGACUGUGGACGUCAGGGUUUGGGGUACAGCCACCAGGACCGCCCUCAUAAUCGAGUGUACAGCAGCCCUGCCACCGCUCACCCGGGGGCUUUGCCGCAGGCCCUCCCUAUCAACCAGGCCACGCUAGUCGAAAAGCAGAGGCUCGUCGCAGGUCUGGCAUCCGCGUUGGCGGCGUCUUUUUGGGACCCUCAGUACGCAAUUGGAACGGAGGCUCCAAAUUACAGUUUCAUGUUGAGCCGCAGCAUCCAGGCCUGCAAGACCAACCCUCAAUACAUUUACGUCAACCUGAAGGAUAUCCCUCAUUCCGACCUACCCAAGAACCGCAAAGUGCCGGUGGACGGUUACGCCUGCGAGCUGAGGUGUCAGGGAGUCUAUCUGGCCACGGGAUACUCGGGCAGUAAAAACGGAGCGAGGGACCGCGCCUCCGAACAUGCCGUCAAACUCUUCAUGAAGCCGGUCGAGGUGUGUGUGGUGCCGCGUAAGUACAGGCACACAAUGCUCAAUGAUGUCGUCGUGUGCCAGAUUAACUGCCCUAUCCCCACCUUCACGCCUGCACUUUGGAACCCGGAAAACAUAGGUUAUCCCAGUUUUAAAGGCCCCUACGAGCCUGACAUGAGCAAGCACUGGACUGAGUUUGUGGUCAUGGAUAACGCCCAGGAUGCCAUAUGCAUUCUCAACAAUUCUGCCGCUUUCAGUCACAUGAAGGUGGACUAUAAAUUUGAGCAGCUGCCCAACGGCUCCUGGCUGUGUAGCGUCUAUGUGCAGGAUGAAAUGGUGGCGCAGGCCAGCGGCACCAAAAAGAACUCCAAGCAUGCUGCAGCAGCUGAGGCACUGGCAAAGUUGCGCAUGAACCAGGCGGAACGACAGCACCACCAUCAAGCGCCUCAGCACACAAGGGGAAAUCAGCAGACAGAGUUGUCCGGUGGGCAGUUCGGCAUGAAAAAGAAGCAUCUGAGCGAGCUGGUCAUCUUGGAGAAUUCAGACAACGCUGUGUGCAUCAUAAACGACACGGCUCAGUUUAACAAGGUGACAGCCGACUACAAGUUCAUCUGUUUGCCUGAUCAUCGCUGGAGAUGCGAAGUGUACUUGGAAGGACAAUAUGUUGCAGCAGGCGUGGGAGCCAAAAAGCAGGUGAAGCACAUCGCGGCACAGGAGGCCUUGGCCACUUUGAGACAGACGCAGGCCGUGGUCAAGUCCAACCUUAGAAAGGAGGGUCACAACGACGCCAUAUCUCGUUCCCAGAUCCUGGGUCGCUCAGGCGAGGAGGCCACGAGGCAGAAGAUAAAGGAGGACAACAUUGGGAACCAGCUGCUACGCAAGAUGGGCUGGACAGGAGGAGGCUUGGGCCGAGAUGGAGAAGGUAUUGCCGAGCCCAUCAAAGUCAAGGAGCAGUUCUCGAGGGAGGGCUUGGGUAUGGACACAGACAAGUUAGGGAGCCAGCUCAGCAAACGGGACAUCGAGGACAUCAUUCGAAACUACGUCAGCUCGGACCGACAGGACGACCUGCGCUUCUCCACCGACCUCACCAACGACGAGCGCAAGCAGAUCCACCAGGUGUCCCAAAAGUAUGGCCUACGGAGCAAGUCAUACGGACAGGGCAGGCAGCGCUUCCUCGUUGUCAGUCGCAGAGUGGACACUGAUCAGCUCAUUGGCCAGCUACUGCAGGAAGGACAAGUGGGUCGCUACGAACUGGUCAAACCUCAGGCCUUUCACUAAUUUGCAUGUCAACUCCAGAUGCCAGCUUUGACUUGUGAAUAAAUCAAGAGUGUAACAAAUCCACAUUCACGAUUUUGACUCUUCAAGUCAGGCCUGGAUGGUUCCUACAUUCCUUUCCCAUGAGAUGUCCUCAAUCUUUUGAAUGUGUUUUCAUGUCACCUUUACUUUUCCAUAAGAUUCUCUACAGUGUUCUGAUGAGUGUCAAUAUUUCCUUAAUGGCCUAUUUCACUGGCCUGGAGACUAUGGCGACCUGAUGGCGACUCGAGUCUCCACAAAAUCUGGAGAAUAGCUGGGUCACCAAGGAGUUGCGGUGAAAUCAAUUUCAUUGGAGACCUUUUGGAGACUCCUCUGUACGCUCACUAUCGAGAAAAAGCUUAACAUCGCAAAACUGUAAUCAGUUGUCACAAAAUGUGUGGAGAUCUGUACAUCUGCCCACUUAAACUUCUAAAAAUAUCAGAAUGAUCGCCUCAAUAUUUUGAAUUUUAUGGUCGUUAAGGCGUUCAUAAUAGAGGACUGCUCAGGUGGUUGAGCGUGGAGGACGGUCAACGAAUCUUUGGGACAUGCCGCCUAUUUGAGAGUUGAACAGCAAAAAACAGAAUACUUAGGUCACUAAUAGUAUUAUUUUCUUUUGCUGUCGAACUCUCAAAUGGACAGCAAGUUCCUUCUGCAACCUGCACACAACAAGCACUGCGCCUGCCACACAUUACUUGUUUUUCUUAGAAUCUUUUUAUAAUUGUGAGAGUUAAAAAUUUAAAUCAAGAUUGAAAUUCGAUGAAUUGCCCAGCCCAUACGUUAAAUGUAAAUGGUUUUGUCUGAAUUGCGAGCUGUUUUGAAGACCCUUUGGCAUUGUCAUAUUUUGGUUCUUAAUACAUUAAAUGUUUGAAGAUACUUGCUGAAAACGUGCAGACAGAACAAAGAAGUACUUUUUUGUUGAGAUGUAUCAUUAAACAGUUUUUCCACAAUCUCAGUUGUCCAUUUUUUUAGGUGGCCUAAAACGGAACCGCGCUAACGCAACCCGGUCCCAGCAUGAGUCAGCCCUCCCCCUCUAUACAAGUACCUUCGUUGGCAGUUUGGUGCAAUUGUCACUUCCUUAUUCAUAACUUGGCCCAAUUCUACCAUUACAGUGUGCAGUCAGCCAUCAAGAUAUGCCUACAACCGGAUAAAAUGCAUCUUCCCUGAAGUGUUGUUAUUUGAAAUAUACGUCAUUGCAGUUUGCCCCCACGUGCAGCCCUGAGUACCGCAGUACGGCGUCAGCUCGUCCGGAAAGUCGCCACCUCACUUUUUGUCUUGUGUGGGCAUCCACAUAAUUGUGUUGACAGAGACCCGUACUUGACAGCUGAAAGGGAGCGUUCGAAUUUGGCAGACGUGUUAGUGCUUCUCUGUGGUGUCAAAUAAAAAAAAAAAAUUUGGUCCUUUUACAGGGUCUUUAAGGUUGUGUGUCUGCAUUAAUAAAUUACAUAUGGAAACCAAUGUGUUCCUCUCUGUAGCUAACCAAUGUUAAAUAAAUAUAUAAUAAAAUAUGCCUUCAUCGGCGACUUUCAGGUGAAAUGGUUGUCAUCACCUCACCUGGAGAAGUCUCCAAGACAUAGUCCUGGUGAAAGGUGAUGCAAUAUUUUGGUCUCAUGGAUCGCCGCCGAUCAGUCUCGGCAACGUCUCCAUCAGUGAGAUAAACUCUUAAGUCACCAAAUGUUAACAUGUAAUGUUUCAUGUAACAAUUGGACAAUAGAACCACUAACUAUGAUGAACAAGUAAUGCAUCGCUGAUGCAAUACUCACAAUGGUGGUAGCACAAGAGUGGCAUCUGCAUUGAUGAAAUGUGUCCAGAUGUCAGUGAAUACAAAACUGACUUGACUAGGCCCAGCUUCAUUAGGGGGGCAGACAAGUAAUGUAUAUCCAUUUAUUUACAAGAAAAUGUACAGUUUGUUACAUGGGUUACCAGUGCAAACCUUAAGACAAAAUCGUCCUGUAUGAUCACUUCACUCUGACCACAGUGCAGAUUUUGCAUGAUUGUGAAGUAGCUUAGAAAUAUCCCCUUUCAGCUUUUUGUUAUUGAAACCAAGAGCCCAAAUGGGGUAUUCGUGCCUGGUGUGUAGUACUCAAACAUAAAGACCAUUUGAAAUCCAGAAGGCAGCUCUAAGAGGGAUGAAUAAGUCCUUGUUAGGUUCAUUCUAA
Phycodurus eques (leafy seadragon) is the source of this 4855-nucleotide messenger RNA. RefSeq names its product NFKB repressing factor (gene nkrf). The transcript has 3 exons. Lineage: Eukaryota; Metazoa; Chordata; Actinopteri; Syngnathiformes; Syngnathidae. The record is from RefSeq and is a predicted model, not a curated record. The coding region runs from base 384 to 2684 and encodes 766 amino acids. Gene Ontology annotation, cellular component: nucleolus; nucleoplasm. Gene Ontology annotation, molecular function: nucleic acid binding.